UGUUUGUGUCAUUCAGCAAAGGCUUUAUUGAAGAAAAAGAAAAACAUUGCGACGUCAAAGGAAAAACAAUGGCGGCUAACGGGCAGCAGUCGUCUCGAACUCAAACAAGACGGAGAAAUCGAAGCAAAAACAUAUUGCAUAAGAUCAAAUAUGGGCAGAUAACAGGCUUGGGGAUGACCCAUGGCACACAGAUCCCAGUGGGUCUUCUUGAGGAGAGAGAUAAGAAAGCUCGAUGGCAGGGAAUACCACUGCUGCUGAGGAAACUUCACAACAGCAGCCACAUAAACAGUGAUCUUUCCAAAAGCCACAAUGUGGUUAAGGAGCUGUCGUCACUGCUGUCCAUGGAGGCGAUGUCCUUCGUGACAGAAGACAGAAAGACACCGCAGGAGUCUGUGUCUCCUAACACUUACACCUUUGACCUUUUUGGAGGAGUUGAUUUGUUUAUAGAGAUUUUGAUGCGGCCCACUCUCUCAAUACAGGGGAAUGUUCCCAUUAUGGGUGAUGAUCUCAUCAAGGACUGUUUAAGUGUUCUUUACAACUGCUGUAUUUGUACAGAGGGUGUUACAAAAAGUCUUGCAGCAAGGGACGACUUUGUCAUGUUUCUUUUCACUUUAAUGUCAAACAAAAAGACUUUCCUACAAACUGCCACACUUAUAGAAGACAUAAUGGGGGUCAGAAAGGAGGUGAUCCGACUGGAGGAAAUUCCCAACCUGGGCAGUCUGGUGCAGAGCUUUAACCAGCAGCAGCUGGCCAACUUCUGCCGUAUCCUGUCUGUCACUAUAUCGGAGCCGGAUGCAGGCAUGGAUGACAAACACACCCUUUUGGCCCGCAACGCUCAACAGAAGAUAACUGCAUCUCCGUCACGUGCAGAGAGCAACCAAGUUGCUCUACUAAAUAUCCCGGGCUUCAUUGAGCGACUGUGCAAACUGGCUACACGGAAGGUGUCGGAAGCUUCAGGCACGGCUGCACUGCUGCAGGAGCUGGAGGACUGGCACAGCUGGCUGGACAACGCCCUGGUGCUGGAUGCUCUCAUGCAGAUGGCCAUCGAGGAGGCUGAGCAGAGCAGCACAGAGUCAUCUGAUGAAGGCUCACUUUCAUCAAGUCCUCUUAGGCACACGUUGCCUCAGUCCAUGAAGAUUGUGCAUGAGAUCAUGUACAAAGUGGAGGUUCUCUACGUGCUGUGUGUACUGCUCAUGGGCCGACAGAGAAAUCAGGUUCACAGGAUGCUAGCAGAGUUCCGAUUGAUUCCUGGCCUGAACAACUUGUUUGACAAACUGAUCUGGAGGAGACAUCCAUCUAGUCAUGUCUUACACAGACAGAACCAGAAUUGUGACUGCAGUCCAGAGAUCUCAUUCAAGAUCCAGUUCCUCAGGCUGCUACAGAGCUUCAGUGACCACCAUGAGAACAAGUAUCUUCUCCUGAAUGGGCAGGAGCUAAAUGAGCUCAGUGCCAUCUCUCUGAAAGCAAAUAUUCCUGAAGUGGAAGCGUUGGUCAACACAGACAGGAAUCUAGCAUGUGAUGGGAAAAAGGGCCUCCUGACACGACUGAUUUCAGUCAUGAAGAAAGAGCCAGUCGAUUCAUCGUUCAGGUUCUGGCAGGCUAGAGCAGUAGAGAGUUUUCUAAGAGGAGCCACAUCCUAUGCAGACCAGAUGUUCCUGCUGAAAAGGGGCUUGUUGGAGCACAUUCUCUUCUGCAUCAUUGACAGUGGCUGUAAAUCACGUGAUGUCCUUCAGAGCUAUUUUGAUCUGCUAGGUGAACUCAUGAAGUUCAACAUUGACGCCUUCAAGAGAUUUAACAAAUAUGUGAACACAGAAGAAAAGUUUGAGACGUUUCUGAACCAGAUCAACAGCUCACUCGUGGACUCCAACAUGCUGGUACGCUGCAUUGUUCUGUCCCUGGACCGCUUUGAAGGACAGACGGAGGACAUGAAAGUGAUAGAGGUGCUGUCAGAGUGCCGUCUGUUGUCCUACAUGGCUCAAGUCGAGAAUAGACUCUCCUUCCUCUUCAGGCUGAUCAACAUCAUCAAUGUGCAGACUCUAACUCAGGAGAAUGUGAGCUGCCUGAACACAAGUUUGGUAGUGCUGAUGCUGGCACGGUGGCGGGGCAAGCUGCCAUUCUACCUAAGAGCUCUUAAGGAGAAGGAGUAUGCUGAGAAAUACCCAGGCUGCUUGCUCAACAACUUCCACCACCUACUGCGCUUCUGGCAACAUCACUACCUCAACAAAGACAAGGACAGUACCUGUUUGGAGAAUAGUUCCUGUAUUCCUUUCACCUACUGGAAGGAGACGGUGACGGUGUUGCUGAGUUCAGAUAGGAGCUCCCUCUGUGCCAUAGCCACCUACAUAGAUGAGGCCUACAGGGAUCUGGACAGAGACUUUCUGGAGAUGUGAUCAUGGUGACUGUGUGGCUAUGGAAGCAAAAGAAGGUUUUUAAUGAGCUGCUGUCGCGCACUUCUAUAGAGAUGCAUGCAGGGCUCAUUAAACAGGACUGCUAUACUGGGUGUAUGUAUGAGAGAGAGUGAAAGAGUGAGUGAGUGUGCUUGGGAAAGUGUGGAAUGGAUGUGCAUAUGUUUUUACAAGUGUGUUUGGGUGUACUGCUUCUAAUGAACCAGUGAUUCUAAAUCUUAGGGGUGUGUGUGUGUGUGUGUGUGUGUGUGUGUGUGUGUGUGUGUGUGUGUGUGUGUGCUAGCACGCAUGUGUGUUGCAGUAGACUCUGGAUGUUGUUGUCCAGGUCUAAAGAGGCACACUUAUUUCAGCUGUAGUCUAAGGGCUGUCUCUCCUUUUUAGAUAUAUGGGAAUGUUGUAACCUGAAUAAAAAACAUGGAAAUGCCCGUGAAAAGAGCCUAUUUCAUCAGCAAAAAAAAUUACAAAAUUCAGGGGCAAUGCAAUUUAAUCUUGGUGGUUUGCUUCGUUUAAAUACUGCCUCUAUAUUUAUGGAUAAUGUGUAGCUCAGUCUUGAACUCAAAUUCUAACUUUUCAGCCCAAUGACAGGACAGUAACUGAAAAUAAAGAUGUAACAUGUUUUAUCACAACUAUGUCUUAUGAUUACAUAAACAUUAUUGUUCCCAAA
Molecule: messenger RNA, 3069 nt
Organism: Pangasianodon hypophthalmus (striped catfish)
Lineage: Eukaryota; Metazoa; Chordata; Actinopteri; Siluriformes; Pangasiidae
Gene: trpc4apb
Product: transient receptor potential cation channel, subfamily C, member 4 associated protein b
Exons: 19
Coding region: 69-2390 (773 amino acids)
Biological process (GO): ubiquitin-dependent protein catabolic process
Cellular component (GO): Cul4A-RING E3 ubiquitin ligase complex
Molecular function (GO): phosphatase binding
Source: RefSeq, a predicted model, not a curated record